GUAAUAAAGCAAAAACGACAAAAUGCUCAGCUGUUCAGCCGACUUUCAACUUUGACAGUUCGCAAUCGGUACACGGAAAAUUGUUUGUUUUCUUUUUAAAUCAAAUCCGAGAGGAGAUGGCUACCAAAAAAUCGUCAUGCACGUCAAUAACAGACCUGAACGAGGACUGCAUGCGACGCGUAUUCUUUUACCUUCGUCUGAUAGACAGACUGAAGUUUGGCCUGGCCUGCAAUCGUUUCGAUGAGAUAUUCGCCACCUGCCUGCGCAAGGACGUCUUUAUCAUGCGCGAAUGCAUCCAAGCGUUUACCCUGGACGAGGUGAAGCAGAUUUUAGAGCGUUUCGGACCCUACAUCAGGCGGCUGAGUCUACGGCAAACGAUAGACAACAGAAACAUUGACUUCUACAAGCUGAUCCCACACUACUGCCACAGCAUUGAGACGAUAGAGUUGCAGCGCAACCUCAAGCCCACUCACGAGGAGUUGGACGUCUACAAGGACAUCCUAUGGGCGACCAAGGGCCUUCGGUCAGUCCAAGUGUUCCAGAACAGAAAGCUUGACCGCGAACUCAGGGACAGAGAGAUCGUCUUCUACCACCUGUGGGGGUGUGCUUUAUGCCUGAUGAUCAGUAACCUCACGACUCUGGAAACCUUGCACUACUCCGACUCGUCCCUGCUGGGGUCUGACCUCUGCAAACUCAAGAACCUGACAGAGUUGAACAUCGCGUACUGCAGCAACUUCAACUCCUCCAACUUUGUGGAAAUCUGCCGCGCAGUGAAGCUACACACGCUGAACAUCAACAACUGCACGAAGCUGGACAAUGCAGCCCUGGACGCGCUGGUCGAAACCCAGACCGAGCUGCAGCACCUCACGAUAAGCAACAACCUCCUGGCGCACAACUACGAGGUGAUUGGGCGCCUGGAGAGCCUUAGCCAAUUGAUUUUAUUUGAUAAGAAUAGCAAAAAGCUGUGCGAGUUAAUGUACGAGCUCAGCAACUGCCACCGGGACGACCUGGACACGUUGAAAAUCAGCUCGAAUUGCAUCCUCUUCGACUCCAAGUUCCGCCAGCAUCUCCUGUCGUUUCGUAAUUUAAAAGUUUAUUAUCCGUCGAAUGUUGUGCUGCCCGACGAUGACUACUUAGUGGAAAUUGGCACAAAGUUUCCGAAUUUGCUGAAACUGAAAAUUUGCGUUAGCGCAGUGAAUACGUGUGAGGGGUUCGUGUGUAUGCUGAGGCUACUGAAGAACUUGACCGAAUUGAUUUUGGAUUAUUCGUCAGAUGAAAGUUAUAAAUUCGACUUGGAUUUUUUGCGAAAAAUUAUAGAAGUGAGACGAAGUAUGAACUCAGGAUUGUUGACGCUGCACCUGCUACAAGGCACGGUUGCACAUGAUGUGUUUCGAUCGAGGGAGUAUCGAAGUAAUUUGGAUAUAGUAAAUUUAAGACGACACAAACCUCAAUAUAUUCACCGGAUAUAGUCAAAUGUAUUUUGUUCGGAAACGUAGACCGAAUCCACAAAACACACAUCAUUCGUCCUGUUCGGAUUUACUCGAAUACGAACUCUAAUAUUCCCGUUUAGAGAUUAUUUUGAUUUUUCGUUUUAUUUAAUAAGCGCAAAAGAUAUUCGAUCUUUUGCUAAUGUAAAUUAAUCUUAAGGUUAAAAACUGUAAAAUAAAGAGUAAGGAUAAUACUUAAUGAGCAAAUAGUA
Hermetia illucens (black soldier fly) is the source of this 1699-nucleotide messenger RNA. RefSeq lists its product as uncharacterized. The transcript is spliced from 3 exons. The record is from RefSeq and is a predicted model, not a curated record. Bases 117 to 1469 code for a protein of 450 amino acids. Lineage: Eukaryota; Metazoa; Arthropoda; Insecta; Diptera; Stratiomyidae.